AUGCUCCAAACGCACACCUUCGAGCCGCGCGGCUACGGCGGUCGACCUCUCACGGGCUAUCAGACGUAUGGCAAUAUGAUGGCGCGCGGAAACACUUUGCCGCACCGCCCGAACCCUGCCUCUACGGCGUCGUCCACGUCCACGUCCGUCGGGGCCAUCGAUGCGCCCUACGAGCUUAAUAAGGUGGUCACCACCAAUUUUGGGCACUCGUUUGCCGCGCCCGCGCCCGCGCCCAUGCAGUACUCGGCAAAUCAGUAUCAGGACGUGUUUUUCCCCUCCGCAGACCGCCUGCUGAGUUUGCAACAUCCUCAGCGGACGCCCUUCAACUUCGACGCUUCGCAAGCCACCAUCUACGGUCGAUCAUCCAACCACAACUUGUACGGCAGUUUCUCGCAGCAGGAACAAGUCUACGACACUGGCUUUGGAGUGUCUGGACCGCAGGCGCCACUCGGACUCGACUACACAGGCACGGACCAGUGGCUCUAUUCGCAGCGCGCGAGCAUCUGUCACUCAACUGCGGCGCACGCUCAAGUGGCAUACGACCCCAGUUUUGAGAAUGAUAAUCUAGACCCGCGCGAGUGUUCGGUCUCGCCCUCUCGACGCCAACAGGAACAUGCUUUUGGGUCGGAGGGCUUGCCGCCUUACCAUCAUCGAGGAGCCCACCAUCGGUUCCUGUACGACGCCGGCCCUGUACAGACACUGCCGGCUCACGAGUUCUCCCUGUGGACCCCACGUGAAGCUGGCGACCCGCUCGCCAUGUCAGCGCUGGAGUUGGCACAGCUGGCCCACCACCGGGAGGUCGUCCCUCCGGGUCGCCCUCGCUCGAUGAUCGCCCACGACGACUCGAUCACGGCGUAUCCGACGCUGAACCUCAGUCACUCUCCAAUUACGAAUCCUUGCAAACGUCGCCUCAUACCCGCAGGCAACCAACCGCGGUCUUAG
Trametes versicolor FP-101664 SS1 is the source of this 942-nucleotide messenger RNA. RefSeq lists its product as uncharacterized. Lineage: Eukaryota; Fungi; Basidiomycota; Agaricomycetes; Polyporales; Polyporaceae. Bases 1 to 942 code for a protein of 313 amino acids. The transcript has a single exon. The record is from RefSeq and is a predicted model, not a curated record.